Molecule: messenger RNA, 2195 nt
Organism: Amborella trichopoda
Lineage: Eukaryota; Viridiplantae; Streptophyta; Magnoliopsida; Amborellales; Amborellaceae
Product: transcription factor TGAL1
Biological process (GO): regulation of DNA-templated transcription; DNA-templated transcription
Molecular function (GO): sequence-specific DNA binding; DNA-binding transcription factor activity
Source: RefSeq, a predicted model, not a curated record
GGAAAAGAGGGUCCGGCCCAUCUCGGGAAACUGAAAUGAAGCUGCGAGAAAAAGUUUAAUACCCACCCACAUGCUGCCUUACUGCAACAACAACAAACCCCUCAUGUUUUUUAUAUACACAAAAAUACACCAACCAUAUAAAUACAUAAACAAAACUUUAUGAUAAAAUUUAAAUAAGUGGAAAAAGAGGCCUAUCUCCAAUGGACAGCGUGGUGUAAUGGGUGUUCUCGUGAGGUGAGAGAGAGGGGGUUUGCAGAUCGCACGCAGGCGUCUUUUUAUGCUCUCCCUCUCUCUAUCUUUUCUCUCUGAUCCCCGAUUCUGUUUCAGAUUUUCUAGUGCUUUCUCUCUCAUCACUUUGUCAUUUGUUUAGUGUGCGAGAACGUUGGGUCGGAGGAUGAGGUGUUAAGGCAGAAGAGAGAGAAAGGGGGGAGAGUUAGAGAGAGGGUUCAGGCAUGCAGAGCUUCGCCCCGCCUCCCGGUUCCUACGCAUUAGGUGCAGAGUCUAGCCGUGGCCACUCCCGGGUGUCUGAUGCUGGAGAGCUGGAACAGUCAACUGGUUUUCGUGUUGACGAUGCGGUGAAUUUGAGCAGGGGGAUUAUAUUCAAUCCAAAGCCUGGCAGCCCAGUUGUGACAUCUAGUCCUUUGAAGUUUGGGGCUUUGAACAAGCAAAUCGAUUCUUCAGAUAUACCUUCUUCAACAAAUAGAGGGGAGCUUGGUCGAACCUCUUCUCUAAAGGGUUUACAAACAAACACAGGCUCGCUAUCAAAUAACCAAUUUGAUAGUUGGGGAGACUCUGGCAUGGCAGACACAAGCCCUAGGACCGACACCUCCACGGAUGUUGACACAGAUGAGAAGAACCAACAGUUCCUUGAAGGUCAGCGUGCAUCUUCGGAUUCUCUGGAUAGAUCAAAAGAUAAAACUGGGGAUCAGAAGACACUCCGACGGCUUGCUCAGAAUCGUGAAGCUGCAAGGAAAAGCCGGCUGAGAAAGAAGGCAUAUGUUCAGCAGCUGGAAACUAGCCGCCUGAAGCUGCAACAGCUUGAGCAGGAACUUCAACGAGCACGUCAACAGGGGAUCUUCAUUGCAGGUGCAGGAGAUCAAAAUCAUUCUAUGGGUGGAAAUGGGGCAUUAGCAUUUGAUAUGGAAUAUGCGCGGUGGCUUGACGAGCAUCAGCGGCAGAUCAAUGACCUGAGAUCAGCCAUGAAUUCCCAUGUUGGUGAAAAUGAGCUGCGUAUUCUCGUCGAUGCUGUGAUGCAACAUUAUGAUGAGAUCUUUAGAAUCAAAGGCACUGGAACAAAAUCAGAUGUAUUUCAUAUGCUCUCAGGCAUGUGGAAAACACCUGCUGAGAGGUGCUUCAUGUGGUUGGGUGGAUUUAGAUCCUCUGAACUUCUUAAGAUACUACUGAGCCAUUUGGAACCCUUAACAGAGCAGCAGUUAAUGGGUAUCUGUAAUCUACAGCAGUCGUCACAGCAGGCUGAAGAUGCAUUGUCACAAGGCAUGGAAGCCCUUCAGCAAUCACUUGCGGAGACACUUGCAUCUGGCUCUCUUGGCCCUCCUGGCUCCUCUGGUAAUGUUGCUAAUUACAUGGGUCAGAUGGCAAUGGCCAUGGGAAAGUUGGGCACGCUCGAGAACUUUCUUCGACAGGCCGACAAUCUGCGGCAGCAGACUUUGCAGCAAUUACAUAGAAUACUUACAACACGCCAAUCAGCUCGUGCACUGCUUGCUAUAAGCGACUAUUUCUCACGUCUUAGGGCACUCAGUUCAUUGUGGCUGGCUCGCCCUAGAGAAUGACUUUGUCAAUUUUUCAUUUGCUCAAAAAACAAAUCAGUAGCGAGACGGAAGGCAUCCAUGGGGCAGUAUCCAUCUGGAGCUUGGGUUCGAGAGGGUGGAAGAAUGGUGUAAUAUUACCGGUUGUAAGCUCGUCAAUAAUAGCCACGAUUUUAAUUGUGAUUAUUAUAAGGUUUAUUGGUUGAUUAGGCUAAUUUAACUGAGAGGGGGUUUGGAAAUAGCUGUAACUUUGUGUUCUGUUGGAAUGUACAGUAGCUAAUGUAUUUCUUUAGUGCUCCCUGUAUACAAGAAAUGUUAAUCAUAUGUUGACGGCCUCUCUACUUGUUUGUUGUGAACUGUUUUUCUUGAAGGAUUUGUUUGACUUAUCUAAAUUUUAUAGAUUCAAUAAGAAAAAAAGGAAGUUUUUCA